Lolium rigidum is the source of this 1675-nucleotide messenger RNA. RefSeq lists its product as uncharacterized. Lineage: Eukaryota; Viridiplantae; Streptophyta; Magnoliopsida; Poales; Poaceae. The coding region runs from base 152 to 1675 and encodes 507 amino acids. The transcript has 4 exons. Gene Ontology annotation, molecular function: protein binding. The record is from RefSeq and is a predicted model, not a curated record.
UUCCCUUUGCAGUUCGUCGUUUCCGAGCUACACACAGAAUUCGACCCCCUUUCAGUCGACGUUUGCAGAUUACCGAAGGAGAUCGAAUCCUUCUCAAUUUUAGUCUGCAAGUUGCCGUCCAACCCUAGGCACUCAGAAAUCCUCUCCGGCGAUGGCGAAAUCUCAUCGAUCUCCGGCCACCGGCUCUGCCACAUCGACGGCCAAACCAUCCGUCUCCACCAUGCGGAAACUUAAGCCAGAAGAUAGGCUCAGCGCAUUGCCUGAUGACAUUCUGGUCAACAUUCUCGACCGGCUCAAUGUCCGUGACACCGCAAGAACCAGCAUCCUUUCUAGACGGUGGAGUCACCUCUCCACCGAGCUCUCUCGACUGAUAAUAAAUGCUAAGGACUUUGUGCCUGAGGGUGUGUCAGCCACAAAGAUAUCUGUUGAGGACUUGGUUCAGAUGAAUGCAGUUGCUGUUGAGGCCACAAAUAGCAUACUGACACGCAGAAAUCCAGGUGAACACACCAUUCGCCUGCUGUCCACGACGUUCUAUUUGAGAGAUGAGAUACCCAUAUCCAUUGGACAUGCUGUUGGCAAUGCCAUUCUAACACACAAUAUUGAGAAAGCUGAAAUCACAGUUUUGACAGAGAAGGAAUGCCUGCAGUGCACUGAUGAUGACAUGCUGAACUACGGGGCACAGUUUGUGUCAUUUUUUAAUGAGUGUCCAAAUGCAUUUACCCGUCUGACACGUCUAUGUCUGGAGAAUUUGAGCUUUGUUGAAUCUGACUUCAUCUCCAACAUCCUCGACACCUGCAAACAAUUGAAAUAUUUAGGUUUUAUCAAUUGCAACACAGAGAAUUGGAUAACAUGCCAAGUUGAGCACGCACAACUCAGUGAGCUCAGUUUUAUCGAGUGCUAUUUUGGAAAAAUCGAACUCAAAUGGCUCCCAAGACUCACCCGGAUAACCUUCGAGUGUUGGAUUUGCUUCGUAGAACUACCACUGUCAUUAGGUCAUGUCCCAUUGCUUGAGGUUGUGAGCCUUAUAAAUACUGCUCUUAGUUGGCACGGAAUGGUCAAGUUAAGCACGUUGCUUUUCGGGACCUCUGUACGAGACCUGACCUUGGACUUCAAAUGCGAAAAGAUUUGGGUUCAACCAGAGUGUCUGACCAAACGUUUGGAAUCUGUGUUCCACCGACUAAGUACUGUCAAUCUACUUAGUAUUCCUGAAGGGUAUGAUCUCACAUGGACAAUGUUCAUUCUGGAGGCUGCGCCAUUCCUGAAGGAGCCCUAUAUGACGGUAAUUGAUCAUCCGUGUGAAAUGGAAAUGGAUAAGGAAAAGAGGGUGGAGGGAUUGUUUAGCGAGCAGAAGGGCGUAGAGUGGGAAUCACCAACACCAAAUUUCAAGCACCACCAUCUUACCCAGCUCAUCAUCUUCUGCUUUGAGUGUUGCAUGGUGAGUCAUGUCAGGUGUGUCAUGAAAGCAGCUUUGAACCUUAAGGAUGUGUACCUGUAUAGUAGCCUGGCAUGUAAAUAUUGCAUACACUUGGGACCAAGGCCGUCUACGUUUCCGUUUUCAAUUAAAAAAAGAGCUUCAACAAAGAAGCUAAUUACCCAGGGCAUGGAGUCACAUGCCAAGAUUCACUUCCUGGGGUCUGAUAAAAUGAGCGACUAUCAUACUGCAAGGAUACGGUAG